AUGUCGCCAUAUGGGACCGGUACCUCCAAAUGGUCAGAGGGGACGUUAAAUCCUACUUCCUAUCAAAGCUCGAAAGGCAACAUUACAGUCCAUCACUUAAAUAUUACAAACUGCCCCGCCUCCUUAGUUGAAUAUCUUCAUGGUGUGUUCGAAACAGAGCUAGAGAUGGGUAACACGUACCCCCAGGAAGGUCCGAUAGGCGUCGCCGGCUUCACCUCUUAUUUCUUCCAAGCCGAUGUCUUCAUCGGCAUUGCAUAUCUUCCAAAUUCAACCAAUGGAGUAAUACCCACAGACCUGGAGCAAGCUCGAUCCGGCCGGGAAUGGAAAGAUUGCGUGGCUGGAGCUUACUAUGUGAAACCAAACUAUCCAGGUCGCUCCUCACAUAUUUGUAACGCAGGCUUCAUAUCCUUCCUUCACUACGCUCCCCUGUUGGGGUAUCGUGGCUCCGUGUUCAAUCUCGUAUACAAAAAUAAUCUUGCUUCCCUCGCUAUUUGGGACCGGCUCGGUUUUCAGCGGGCAGGCUUGAUUCCCGGUGCUGGGAGGCUUAAGAAGCCUGAUGGAUCUGGAGAGGAAUAUGUCGAUGCCAUUAUCUUCUACAAGAGCUUUGUCCAGGCAUCUGCCCCCCUAAAUUUUGAAUGA
Cantharellus anzutake is the source of this 639-nucleotide messenger RNA. RefSeq lists its product as uncharacterized. The record is from RefSeq and is a predicted model, not a curated record. Bases 1 to 639 code for a protein of 212 amino acids. The transcript has 5 exons. Lineage: Eukaryota; Fungi; Basidiomycota; Agaricomycetes; Cantharellales; Hydnaceae.